Messenger RNA from Bipolaris sorokiniana ND90Pr, 864 nucleotides. RefSeq lists its product as uncharacterized. The transcript is spliced from 2 exons. The annotation marks the transcript as partial. Gene Ontology annotation, molecular function: protein binding. Lineage: Eukaryota; Fungi; Ascomycota; Dothideomycetes; Pleosporales; Pleosporaceae. The record is from RefSeq and is a predicted model, not a curated record.
GCGGCAUGGAAUGGCCAUGCCAAGACUGUGCAGGCUCUGGUUGAUGAGGGUGCCGACAUCAAUGGCAGCGAGGGAGCGCCGUUUGGGCAAUGCUCUCUGUACCUAGCAGCACGCAAUGGCUACGCCGGGGUGUUCAAGCUGCUGGCCAUGCACGAUGAAAGCCUUGUGACGGCGCGCGACGAGUACAACAAUUCGGUGCUGAAUGCGGCGGCGCAGCGGGGAAAUGCCGACAUGGUCAGACUGCUGCUCGAGAAGGGGGCUCCGCCCAACGCAGACGACAGCGUAGCCCUCAGCAGUGCAUGUAGCAUAGGCGCGCACGCCACGGUACGCGUGCUCCUCGAACACGGGGCGCAGACGGAAACGAGGCGUGACGACGAUGAGAUGUGGCCGCCGCUGCACACGGCGAUCCAAGAAGGCGCGUGGCGGUGUGUUCAAGAGCUGCUUUUGUUCAAGAGCGACGCGAACCACGAAUGCUCAGGCGGCACGCCGCUGAUGUUUGCCGUCAAAGCCAAGCGGCUCGACAUGGCGAAGCUGCUGGUGGAGCAUGGGGCGGAUGUGAACAAGCGGCACGACGAGCAGACGGCGACGGCGCUGCAGAUGGCUGUGGCGCAGGCGGGCGGGCUGGCCAUGGUGGAGUGGCUGGUGGGCCAGGGCGCCGACCCCGAUCUUGCCCUGACCGACCGCGACAACGACACGGCCCUCAACGCCGCCCUGGAACGCGACACAGUCCUGCUGGCCGACGUCAAGCUCCUCGUCUAUGCCGGCAGCAACAUUGAUACCACCAACGCGGCCGGCUUGACGCCACUGCACAAGGCCAUUGACAAGGACAAGCUCGACAUUGUGCGCUUCCUGCUCAAGCGCGGC